AUGAUUGCAGAACAUAUUCCCCAACCCUCGUUACUCCAAGGCGCAAUACUAGUCCUUGUUGUUUCCGUUAUUGCCCGAAUCACGUACCUCGAGAUCAAGCAUAGUGCGCUACGCAGCAUUCCAGGCCCGUGGAUUGCUAGAUAUACAAAUGCAUGGCGUUGUUAUUUAGCAUGGGUGUACAGUGAGCGCCCAGGAGGCAUUACAUAUCACGAAGUCAUUCACCAAAAGUACGGGGAUGUAGUCCGCGUGGGACCCAAAACUGUCUUUAUCAAUGAUCCUGCUGGCAUUCCCGUAGUCCUAGGCUUCAAAGAUCGACUUGAGAAAACGGAUUCUGUCAAUGCUUUUAUGCAACCCGGAAAGCCAACAUCCAUUGUGGGUAUCCGGAGCGAACAAAAACAUGCCUCAUACCGUCGUCCGAUUCAGGGCGCUUACUCAUUGUCCAGCCUGAAGCUUUACGAGCCAGCAAUCAAUGACAUGAUCAAAAAGUUGACAAGCAUAUUUGAUGAGAAAAGUCAGAGCAAGUCAGUAAUCAAUGUUACUGAAUGGUGCCACUUUUUUGCGUACGACACAAUAAUGAAUAUUACCUUCGGAUCCCCGCUAGGCUUCCUUGAUAACGCCAAGGAUAUGUAUGACUUAAUUGCGAAUCAAGUGAAACAUGUUGCAUAUGUUCGAGUGCUUACCCAAUGGCCAGCACUGGACUGGCUUAUACGCACGAAUCCCAUUGUGGUGGCAUUCAAAAAGCACAAAGAAUCGCCCUUCUUUCGUUUUGCAGUUCAGCGUAUCCGACACGAGCUUGAAAAACCCACACCAGACGAUAUUCCCAAACGAACACUCUUGCAACAUUUUGUGGAUGCAAAGUCUAGGUAUCCGGACAUAGUUGACGACACACAGAUCCGUCUGUACUGCGCUACCAACUCCCUGGCUGGUUCCCUCAGCCCAUCUCGUGUGCUGGACUGUGUUUUGUCUUGGUUGGCGCAGCAUCCACAAGAACAGGAUCGACUUUAUCUUGAAGUUAUCAAGAAUGCAAAAGAGUUUCCGGUUUCACUGGAAGACACUGCUAAUAUGCCAUACCUUGAAGGGGUUAUCCGCGAGGGCUACCGAUUGCAUCAUGGCGGUGAUAUUGCUAUUGAACGCAAAGUUGGACCAAAUGGUGCCACUCUCCCAGAUGGUCGAGUUAUUCCAUCAGGAUACGACAUCGCCAUGAGCAGCCCAUCCAUCCGUGUUUGCUCGGCAUUCGGGGGGGAACCUCAUGUAUUCAGACCGGAACGAUGGAUGAGGUCGGAAGGAGAAAGUGAAGAUGAGUAUAAGGCUCGUCGGAUGUAUAUGGAUAAGGCAGAUUUAACAUUCAGUCAAGGAUCUAGAGCAUGUAUCGGGAAGAGCUUUACUCAUUUGGAAUUAUUCAAAGUUGUAGCCUCGGUAAUGGGUCAGUUCAAGCUUGAACUAUCAGGUACGCCAAAGCGAUUUGUAGUACCUGUUCAAUUGGUCCGCCGGCCACUUUCAGCAAACACCAAGGUGUUGAACGAUAUCUAUCCCGGUGACCGAACUGCAGCCGCAGCAUCACGACUUCGGGCGCAGCAUAACGUGUCAAAGGCAGCACUUGGUGGUCUUGUAUUUGCGCCCAUUAAUUUCAAGCAACGCAACCUCCAAGUACUCGAUUGCGGAACCGCUGACGGCUAUUGGCUAUAUGACUUAUCAAAUCAACUUGAUCCAUCGGCUUCUCUCAUUGGUACUGACAUUGGCUCCUUUCCAUCGGACUCUUUUCCAAAGCCCAGCAACAUGACACUAUCCAUCCAUUCGUAUAAAGAUCCUUGGCCAGUCUCUUGGCAGAAUUCAUUUGAUCUCGUACAUAUGCGUUUUUGCGUUGCUGGCCUGGCAGAUCCGGACGAGGCACGUAUCGCUAUUGACCGUCUGAUUGGCCUUGUUAAGCCGGGUGGAUGGAUUCAAUUAGUCGACAGUACCCUAUCUUCAGGCAAAAUUCUAGACACUGACAAACCUAGUACAAUUUUAUUCAAAUCUAUGGCCCACAUGCUUCAGAGCAAAGGUCAAGAUACAAAUGCCGGGCUGAGAAUCAGGCCGCUGCUGGAGAAUUCUGGCAGGCUGUCGCAUAUCGGCAGUAAAGAAGUUAUUGCAAAACUUGGCCAAGGUGCUGAAUCCGAUGAACUUCGUAAAGACGGAGUAUAUAACCUGAUGAAGAUGGUCGAUACACUGAAACCAAAAUUGGAAGGUCUGGACAGCUGGCCAAUAACAUCAUCGAAGCUGGAAGAGUUACGAACUCAAAUCCUAGAGGAGGCAAAUAGCGUGGGUGCCGACAAGCCAUAUUAUGCCGCUUGGGGUAAGAGGAUAUCCUGA
This is a messenger RNA of Talaromyces stipitatus ATCC 10500, 2349 nucleotides long. Its product is annotated as benzoate 4-monooxygenase cytochrome P450, putative. The transcript has 5 exons. Gene Ontology annotation, molecular function: monooxygenase activity; iron ion binding; heme binding. The coding region runs from base 1 to 2349 and encodes 782 amino acids. Lineage: Eukaryota; Fungi; Ascomycota; Eurotiomycetes; Eurotiales; Trichocomaceae. The record is from RefSeq and is a predicted model, not a curated record.